This is a messenger RNA of Plasmodium malariae, 747 nucleotides long. RefSeq names its product Plasmodium exported protein, unknown function. The transcript is spliced from 2 exons. NCBI's taxonomy places the organism in Eukaryota, Apicomplexa, Aconoidasida, Haemosporida, Plasmodiidae. The coding region runs from base 1 to 747 and encodes 248 amino acids. The record is from RefSeq and is a predicted model, not a curated record.
AUGAAAGACAAUUCAAAGUCCAUAAAUUUUAUUAACAUUCUUGUAUUUACCAUUUUCGUUUGGAUAUGUUAUUAUAGUGAUAACACGAUUAACUGCGAUAAAUCACUAGAUGGUAUGUAUGAACUAGGUGGGAAUUUAUUUUUAAUAACUAAUCGACUACUAGUUGAGGGUUCAAUGAAUAAAAAAUCAACUAAAGAUGUAUAUGGUAAAUGGGAGAAAAAUAAAUUAUUAGGUAAAGAAAAAUAUAAAUCUAAUAAUUAUGACCAUAGAUCAAAAAGUAAAAAUUUAAAAGAAAGUUUAUUAGACACGGAGAAAGGGGCGAAAAUAGCUAAAGGAAAACAGACAUCUUUACUUAAAAGAAUAGAUAUAUAUUUUGAAAAAAAAUUAUUUAAUCUAUUAGAUUCUAUAUAUAAAAUUAAGAAUAACAAUAAAAUUAGUAAAAAUACUGCAUACAUAAAGAUAUUCCAGAAGAUAUGUCUAGCAGUUACUCCACCCUUUUUGCUUUUAUUGACAGGAUUAGUUGUAGUUUUAGUACUAUGUGUUUUAUUUGUUUGGGGUGUGUAUUUAAUGAAUAAUGGGAGCGAUAACAUGGUACUAUUUCUAUCUUUUUUUGUGGCAAUAGUAUUAUAUUCAUUAUUUUUAAUAUGUGUUACAUUCUUUAUCGUAUUUAGCAUUAUAUGUGCUUCGAAAAUAAUUCUAAGAUAUAAUAACAUGAAGAAAAAUAAUUCUAAAAUUUGUUAUAAAUAG